GCUUAGUAGGAAGAAAACGAUCCUGGCUGCCAAACAGCACCGCGAAGUUUUCAGGCUGCAUCGGAAGGCUGAGGCGGUGUGAGCCUCAAAUUUAGGACGAAAGGGAAAUAUGGAUCGUUUAUCGUGGCCUUUGGAGCGUAUCUCUAUCAAGGCAGAAAUAAGCGACGCUGUGUCGCGGUCCAAGAAUGUAUCGCUGGUGAGAAAGUUUGCUACAGAUGUAAACGGAACCCUCAGAGAUCAGCCCAGACCAGACGCAUCAAGGCGACUGUGUGUUUUUGGCUCCCUAAGCAAGAUAAGCGACUGUCAGUCGUUUAAGCUAUUAUGAAUAUCCC
Molecule: messenger RNA, 332 nt
Organism: Plasmopara halstedii
Lineage: Eukaryota; Oomycota; Peronosporomycetes; Peronosporales; Peronosporaceae
Exons: 1
Coding region: 110-325 (71 amino acids)
Source: RefSeq, a predicted model, not a curated record